AAUCUACCUCUGUGAUAUAUAUGUUGAACUAUGCUCUGAUCCUAAUCUUGUUUUUUUUAUAAAGACUGUCUUUUCCCCCUUUUCUCCCAAUUCUUGUUUGUGAUUUGUUUAUGAUGAUUACAUUUUGAUAAUUAUUAUGAUUUUUUCUUGCUUGCUGCUGCACCUGAGAUGAGAUUCCCUUGGCUUUACAGAACAUGUAUAGCUUGUGGUGAAUGCAAGAGUACUAAAAAUUGGAAACUGUACAUUGAAUUGCUUUUUUGAAAAUGAUUUUGCGGCUGUCUCUCUGAAAGAUAGAUGCUCUUUCUACAGGAAGAUCCUGCAUACAAGGACCAAAGUGAUAUCCACCAUUUGGAACAAAGUGCAAAGAAUUGAGUAUUACUAGUCGGUUCAAGCAGUUGACCAAACCAAUUCUUUUCAGCCGCUGUAAUGGCCAGUCACUUGCAGUCAGACUCCACGCGGAUGUACUCGUGGUGGUGGGAUAGUCACAUUCCUAAAAACUCAAAAUGGAUUCAGGAUAAUCUUGCAGAUAUGGAUUCCAAAGUCAAGACAAUGAUAAAGCUCAUCGAAACAGACGCAGAUUCGUUUGCAAGAAGGGCAGAAAUGUACUACAAGAAACGUCCAGAGCUCAUGAAACUAGUUGAAGAGCUAUACAGAGCUUACCGCGCUUUAGCCGAGAGGUAUGAUCACACAACAGUGCAGCUUCGUCACGCGCACAAAGCUAUGGCCGAGGCGUUUCCUGACCAGGUUCCUUUCGACAUGAUUGAUGAUUCUGCAUCAUCUACUUCUGGACCUCCUAAAGAAGAUGGUGCAACAAGUAAAAGUAGUUCAAGUCACCUAAACGAAUUGUACCAAACUUCUGAUGCUCACCAAGGAGAUAGUGAAGUUGAAAGCCUGAAGAGAACAUUGCUUGAGCUUCAGACUGAAAAAGAGGCUUUGAGUCUACGGUAUCAGCUAAGCUUGAACAAACUAUCCAGGCUUGAAAAGGAGCUCAGUAAUGCUCAAAAUGAUGUUAGAGGAUUUGAUGAACGUGCUUGCAAAGCUGAGAUUGAGAUUAAAGUACUCAAGGAAUCUCUUGCAAAGCUAGAGGUGGAGAGGGACACAGGACUUCUUCAGUGUACUCAAUCCAUGGAGAGAAUAGCGGAUUUGGAAGCAUCUGUUUCUCAUGAGCAAGAACAAGCCAGUAGUCUCACGCAAGAGAUUUCAAGAUUGCAAUCUGAGAAAGAGGCUGGCUUGGUGCAAUACAAUAAAUGCCUUGAGUUGAUAUCUGUUUUAGAGAAGAGGAUUAGAGAUGCUGAGGAGAGUGUUGAAAUGUUCAAGGACAAAUCUGAGCAGGCAGAGAAUGAAACCAAAGCUUUGAAACAAGAAGUUGUGAAGUUAAAUGAAGUGAAUGAAGACUUGAAAGUUAGAUAUCAGAAGUGUCUGGAGACAAUAUCAAAUCUAGAGAGAGAGGUUUCUCAUGCUCAAGACAAUGCCAAAAGACUUAGCAGUGAAGUUCUUGCCGGAGCUGCAAAGGUAAAGACUGUGGAGGAACAGUGUGCUCGUUUGGAGAGCUUCAAUCAAAAUCUGAAAGUAGAAGCAGACAAUCUAGCGCAAAAGAUGUCAGCUAAAGAUCAAGAACUUGUUUGGAAGCAAAAGGAGCUUGAAAAGCUACAAGAUCUAAUGCAAGAACAACAGUUUCGGUUUUCGGAACUUGAAACUAGUCUUAGAAGCUUGGAGAGUUUGCAUUCUCAAUCUCAAGAGGAGCAGAAAGUUCUCACCAUGGAACUCCAAAGCAAGACUCAAGUGUUGAGAGAGCUUGAGAUGAGUAAUCAUAAUGACUCUUCUACUAUCACCUUGCAGAUACAGAGAAAUGAGAUCUCUUGCUUGAAGAAGAUGAAAGAAAAGCUUGAGGAAGAAGUUGCAAAACAGAUGAAUCAGAGCAGUGCUCUUCAAGUAGAGAUACACCGUGUAAAGGGUUAUAUGGACAACUUGAAUAGGAGAUACCAACAACUAAUUGAACAAGUGAGACUCACAGGUUUUGAUCCAUCAGCACUGGUCUUAUCAGUGAAGAAACUACAAGAAGAGAACUCAAAGCUUCUCCAGUUAUGCACCAAACAAAGAGAUGAUAAAGACACUCUAACAAGAAAGCUGUCUGAAAUGGAUAACAUUAUAAGGAAGAAUGCUGAUUUGGAGAAGUUUCUUUUGAUAUCAAACACAAAACUAGAUGGUUCCAAAGAGAAAGCAGAGGACCUGCAAGAAAGAUUUGAGUCUUUACGAAGAGAGAGAUCUGAGCUUGCUGAUGAGAGAACAAACUUUUUUUCUCAGUUACAAAUCAUGACCGCGAACAUGCGGAAGCUCUUGGAGAAGAACUCUUUACUGGAGAGAUCCCUUUCCAAUGCAAACAUUGAGCUUGAAAGCCUGAGGGACAAGUCAAAGUGCUUUGAAGAGUUGUUCACUUUGCUCAAGAAUGAUAAGUCUGAACUCAUAAAGGAGAAAGAAUCUCUUGUGUCUCAACUGCAUAAGGUUGAGGAGAAGCUAGGAGUCUUGGAGAAGAAGUUUACAGAGCUAGAAGUAAAAUACACUGAUUCACAGAACGAGAAGAAGCUCAAGAGCAUUCAAGUGGAAGAGUUACAAGCCUCGCUUUCCACUGAGAAGCAGGAGCAUGCUGAUUAUAAAAGAUCUACUGAAAGCAGGUUAGCAGAUCUUCAGAGGAACGUGAGCCUUCUUAGAGAAGAGUGUCGCUCAAGUAAAAGAGAGUAUGAGGAAGAGCUUGACAGAGUCGUAAACAAACAAGUGGAGAUCUUCAUCUUGCAGAAGCUUAUAGAAGAGUUGGAGCAGAAGAACUUCUCUCUUAUGAUUGAGUGUCAGAAGCAUGAAGAAGAAUCUGAGGUUUCAGAGAAACUCAUAUCCGAACUGGAGAGUGAGAAUCUUGAGCAGCAGAUGGAAGCAGAGAUCUUCUUGGAUGAGAUUGAUAGCUUGAGGAGUGCAAUAUAUCAAGUGGUGAAGGCACUUCAAGUUGAAGCAGAUUGUAAGAUUACGAAAGACCAAACAUCACGUGUUGUGGAGAAGAUUAAUGGGUUAAAGUGUUCACUUUCAAGCGCUGAAUAUGAGAUGCAGAGACUUGUGGUUGAGAACUCAGUGCUCUUGUCUCUACUUGGACAGUUUCAUUCAGAUGGUAACAUGCUGGAAAAGGACAAGCAAGAGCUGUUGAAGGCGAACCGGUUGUUGAAAUCAGAACUGAUCAGAAGAGAGCAACAAGAGCAAGAGCUCAGAGAUGAAAUACAAACGGAGCAUUCAAAGUUUGAGAGGUUGCAUGAGUCAUACAUGGUUUUGCAACAAGAUCAUUCCUCUACACUCAACGCUAACAAAACUUUGCUUUCAGAGUUCUCACAACUCAGUAAUGGAAUGUGUGUAGUUGAGGAAGAAAACGAUGCAGCUCUUCAGGAAGUUGUUGCAUUGAGUAACAUGUGUGUGGUUUACAAGUCCUUUGGGUCUGAAAUGGCUGAAGAGGUCAAAGCUUUUGCUGAAACUGUUAGAGGUUUAAGAGAAAGUAAUAUAGACCUGAAGCACAAGGUUGAGACUUUAGAGGAGAAGUUAAAAGGUAAGGAGGAAGAGAAUCAAGGUCUUGAAAAGAAGCUGGAGAAGUUACAAGAAGGCCUUGAAGUGGAUAACUUCUUAAAUGGAAUCUUGGAACGUCAGGUUUUUAAUGUAGACGAAAUCUUGGAACACAGGGAAAUGGAGAUCACAGAAACAGAGCAUAUGCUCAAGGCUACACACAGUGAAAAUGAAGAGCUGCACAAAGAAGUCGAGGAGCUGAGGAAAGACAUUGAAGAAUCAAGAAACGUGAGGGGGGACUUACAGAGGCAGAUUUUUGAAAUGUCAGAUCUUGCUGGGAGGCAGGAGGAAGAGAUUAGGAAACUCAACACUUUGAAUGAAAAUUUGGAGUCAGAGAUAGAGUUAUUACACAAAGAAGUCCAAAGCCGACACCUUAGAGAAGAGUUGCUUAGUUUGGAGCUGCAAGAGAAAAGCAAUGAGGUUGGACUUUGGGACGCUGAUGCAACAUCUUUCUACUUUGAUCUUCAGAUCUCAUCUAUACGCGAAUUCUUUCUUGAGAACAAAGUUAAAGAACUCAAUGGAGUAUGUGAAAAUUUCAAAGAGGAAGAUGUUGCAAAGACGAAGAAGAUGAAACAGAUGAGAGAAAGAGUCUGCUUUUUGGAGUCUCAAGUUACAGAGCUAAAGACUCAAUUGUCAGCUUAUGAUCCUGUGAUUGCAUCUUUGGCAAAAGAUGUAAAAUCUCUUGAGAAAAGUAGUCAAGCUUUAACAAAAUUUCCUGCAUCAGACUAUCAACAAAGAGAGGAAGAAGCUUUUUGUCAUGAGCUUGAGGAAAGUGAAAGCAUCACCACUCCAGGAAAUGGAAUUGUGAUUCAGAAGGAAGUGAAGCCAAGGCUUUUAAGGCAAAGAACACGAAGGGGCUCCUACAGAAGCAGAAGCCGCAGGAAGACUGAAGAGAUACAGGUCACUGGUGAAUCUAGCCGACCAAGAUUGAAGCCUGAGAUGAGGGAAGUGAAAAAUGACAAGAUGUUUGAGUUUUCGGAAGAAUCUGCUGAAUCAGAGACGACCCUUCUCAAAAACAGUAAGAGGACAUAUCGCCUAAGCAGGAACCCCUCAAUAGAAUCAGAGAAAGUGGUUGGAGUUGUUGACAAGCAAGAGUUAUCUAGAAACAUAGAAGACAAGGCAAAGAUCAUGGAGAGACUUCUGUCUGAUUCAAGAAGGCUGUUAAGUCUCCGGAUUAGCAUAACAGAUAUGAAAAGCAAGCUGGAGAUGAACGGGAAACAAGGCAAAGUCAGCAAAGCUGAUAUAGUUAUAGUGAAGAGACAGUUGAAAGAGAUGGAAGAAGCCGUCUUGCAGAUGACAAACACAAACGAGAUCCUUUCAAAGGAAAUCGAGGAGACUUCUGGAGAUUCCAGAGAUAUAUACAGAAAAGUGAUUAUGGAGAAGUCAAGAAACGGGUCUGAGAAGAUUGAGCAGUUGCAGAACAAAAUGCAGAGUAUUGAGCAAGCGGUUCUGAAGCUUGAAGAUGGAGCUAAAAGCAAACGAAGUAGGACACUGAUUCUCUUCAGAGACAUGAUUCACAAGGGCGGGAAAAGAAGUGCAAGACAGAAGAAAAACAGGUUCUGUGGGUUUAUAAGAUCUUCUUCUAAAGAAGAGCAAGAUGGUUUAUAAGUACUAUGUGGUAAAGAUAUUCAUUGGACUGACUAUUAGAAGUACUAUUAUGGUAUGAGUUUUGAAAUAAUGGAGCGAUUUGCCUAAGAUAUAUUGUGAAAUAAAGCUAGUUCAGUGGACAAAGAAGCAUAUAUAUAUAUAUAUAUAUAGAUAUAUAUUACAAGAAA
Messenger RNA from Brassica napus (rape), 5369 nucleotides. Its product is annotated as protein NETWORKED 1B-like. The record is from RefSeq and is a predicted model, not a curated record. NCBI's taxonomy places the organism in Eukaryota, Viridiplantae, Streptophyta, Magnoliopsida, Brassicales, Brassicaceae. Bases 427 to 5202 code for a protein of 1591 amino acids. Gene Ontology annotation, cellular component: plasma membrane. The transcript is spliced from 4 exons. Gene Ontology annotation, molecular function: actin filament binding.